GAAUGGUUGUGCUCACAUAAACUUCCGGUAGGGUGUGCGCUUGAAGCGAAGUCUCUAUCGCGAAUUAAAAAGCUCAUAGUCCUUUUAUUUCUUUUUUUUUUAUUUUUUUGUUACCACUCCUUUCUACACGAAAAAACAAAAUGUCCAAGUCUUUGAAGAAGAUAGUGGAAGAGAGUCGGGAUAAGAACCUUCCAGAGAUAGAGAUGUGUGAUAGGGGUAUUUCGAACAUGCUGGACAUCCCAGGACUGUUCACUCUGGCUAACAUCACUCAGCUGGUCCUCAGCCACAACAAGCUCACAGCUGUACCUGCUAACAUCUCUGAACUGAAGAACCUGGAAGUUCUAAACAUGUUCAACAACCAGAUCGAAGAGCUGCCUACUCAGAUCAGCAGCCUUCAAAAGCUGAAACACCUCAAUCUUGGGAUGAACCGCAUGAGCAGCUUGCCCCGAGGAUUUGGGUCAUUGCCUGCUCUGGAGGUGUUGGACCUCACCUAUAACAACCUGAACCAGAACUCUCUGCCUGGAAACUUCUUCUACCUCACGACUCUUCGAGCUCUUUAUUUGAGUGACAAUGACUUUGAGGUCCUUCCAGCUGACAUUGGGAAACUGACCAAGCUGCAAAUAUUGAGUCUUAGAGAUAAUGAUCUCAUCUCGCUGCCUAAGGAGAUUGGGGAUUUGGCUCAUCUCAAAGAGCUUCACAUCCAGGGCAACAGACUGACCGUUCUGCCCCCUGAACUUGGUAAUCUGGAUCUGACUGGUCCUAAGCAGGUGUUUAAAGCAGAAAAUAAUCCUUGGGUUACUCCCAUUGCAGACCAGUUCCAGCUAGGAGUCUCCCAUGUUUUUGAAUAUGUUCGUUCAGAGACCUAUAAAUAUCUUUAUGGCAGACACAUGCAGGCCAACCCAGAACCCCCGAAAAAGAGCAACGACAAGAGUAAGAAAAUCAGCCGCAAACCACUGGCUGCCAAAAACAAGUGAAGAGAAAAUAAGAGGGUGGAACGCAACACUUAUUUAGCAGCCAUAUCCACUGCUUGUGCCUUUUAGGUUUCAUUUGUUAAAAAAGAUUGUAUUUAAUUGAAAUAUAUGAAGAGUGUUUCUGUAUACAGUAUUUUAUUUGGACUCACUCCAGAUGUUUUUAAGUUCUUAACUGUCUGAGUCCUUUGUGUUUGUGAUCUGUACUUACAGGGACUGGACAUGGAUGUUACAAUUAAUAAAACCAACCAGGUUGAUUUACGCAAAGUUAACAUUUUACUGUAAUGUAAUCUUUAAAAAAAACAUCAUUUGCUGUAGGCCAAAAGAAAACACAGAAUUUGGGCCAGUCUGUUUUUCUGUGAAAAGAGCUCAGUUCAGAUAGACAGGGUCUCACUACUCUGUUACUGUCAAAUCUUGCCAUUUAAUUAGUAUAAUUUAGUGUAAUAUUAAGGUACUUAUCUUAUUCAACAAGCAUAAAAUGCAUUAACAGGUUAUUAAGAUGUUAUUUCAGAUAAUUGCAAGUUGUUUAAACAUCUAUUUCAUUGCAUUUGUUUGCAUUUGUGCCUAAAGCUAAGGAAGCAGGUUUAGCCAUAUACAGUAUAUAAAAUGUAGGCAUAUCUACCCUGACAUUGCCUAUUGUUUAGCUAUGUCCUGUUCUGAAGCAUCAGUUGUUUUCAUUUGGUUUUUUUUUGUUGUUGUUGUUUUGUUUUUUGCUGUAGCUAUCUUGGUCUUUUGAGACCUGGCAUGACCAGCAAAGGGCACAUCUAACAAAGAAACCGAGGGACACUGCAUGCUCAUAUGGUAGCAAUCACAACAUAUGCCUGCCCUAAAUCAUGCCCUGAUUUAUCAUCCUUUUGACUUUAUUAGGGACCAAAAUUUACAAAAUGAACACUAUAUUUUAUUCAUUUAGUCUUGAAAUUAGCGAUUGAGACUGUAAACUGUUAAGGGAUGUGUUUACUGAGGAAAUAGAUCAAGUCACUGGAAGGGUCAUUUUACAGUAGACUACGAUCUGCUGUCCAUUAGAAAGAAAACAGAUUUAGGGUACAUUCACACUAGCUUUACUUUUCAGCCUUGGAAGCGUCGUCUGUCUUUUGUGUAGAAUCUAUGGUGAAAUCUGCCAUUGACUGUAUUCAUUCCACUAUAAAAUUAACAUGAAUUAUUGUCUGAAUUUCUUUUUGUUCUUUCAGUUUGACAUUCUGUUAUUUUUCAGUGCCAAACAUUUCACCAUGUUUCAGAAUGUGUGAAUGUAAUCCAUGUUUUAGUCUCAUCACGCUUUUAUCCCAGGUCAACACAUGCUGAUCAUUAAUCGUACUCACUGCAUUUCAGCAUUUCAAAUAAAAAACAAAAACAAA
This is a messenger RNA of Archocentrus centrarchus (flier cichlid), 2320 nucleotides long. RefSeq names its product Ras suppressor protein 1 (gene rsu1). Bases 141 to 974 code for a protein of 277 amino acids. Gene Ontology annotation, cellular component: cytoplasm. Lineage: Eukaryota; Metazoa; Chordata; Actinopteri; Cichliformes; Cichlidae. The record is from RefSeq and is a predicted model, not a curated record. The transcript has 9 exons. Gene Ontology annotation, molecular function: protein binding.